CCAGUGGCUGGGCACUCGCAACCAAGGGCGCUCGCGGCGCCCGCUCUCUGGGCAGAGGGUGGGGAGGAAGCCGACGAGGCCCUGGGUUUCUCCGAAAGUUUCGGGUGAAUCCAUCUUCCUGGAGGUCUGCCUUUCGGCGGCGUGUGUUUCCCGAGAGGGGGCCUCCUGCGCCGCCCCCCUCCCCCUGGCACUAAACGAUUGAAGACUUGCGCACGGGGCUUCCUCCCCAGCUCAGUCUCCUCCCCACGCGCCCCCUCUGCGCGGUGCUGGCCAGCGUUGGGCUACGUCCCCGUACUGCCCCCCACCCGCGCACGAGCCGCUGCUCGCUGCAGGCUGCGGGGAACUGCGCCCUCCGUGCUCCCGCCUCGCCCCGUGCUUCCAGCGCUCGGACCAUGGAGUAGGCGGGCGACCCCGCGACGCGCUCCUGCAGCCGGCGAGGCCGAGCCAGCCCGGGUAGCCUCGCCAGCCGGCGGAGUUGGCCAGCGGCGGGCCCUCCUCCCGCCGGUCCGUCCCUGCUCCUCCUUCUCCUCCUCCUCGGCCGCCGCCGCCCCCGCCUCCCGGCCGCCCCCACCGCCCCCGCCGCGCCGCCGCCCGAGGCCAAGCGCGGACGCCGAGCGUGGGAGCCAUGGCGCGCGAAGAGGAGAGGGACCCUGAGCGCCGGGAGGUGGCGGCGCGGGCCCGAGGCGAGGAGGAGGAGGAGGAGGGAGAGGAGGGACUGAGCGAUAGCGACGACGAGGACCAAAACGAGAAGACCGGCAGCGGCGAGGAAGAGGAAAAAGAGGCGGCGGCGGCCGAGCGGGAGCGCAGCGAGGACGCGCGGCUGCAGAGCACAGGACUGCUUCCCGCCGCGUUACCCGCCGCGGCCGCCCGCGACCGGAGCGGCCGCCGUUCGCCGGGGCCCCCUCCGGGGCCGCUGCCCUGCCUCCCGAGGAUGCCGUCGCCCGAGGAGGAGGAUCGCGAGCGUCGCCGGAGUCGCCGGAGGGACCUUCUGCUGAGCCAGCUCUGCUUCCUGGCCUUGGUGGCGCUGCUGGUCUGGUCGCUGUCGAACAUGCAAGAGCAUAAUGACCUUGACUUCGUGGACCUCAUGGGGGAAGACAGACAGUGGAGAGUGGGGAGGAAGUUAAUGCAGGUGAAUGACACUCUGACUUCAGAAGACGCAGGACUCCAGAGCAGCAAGAACUGCACUGAGCCAGCCCUGCAUGAAUUCCCUGAUGACAUCUUCACCAACGAGGACAGAAGACAGGGAGCAGUGGUUCUCCAUGUGCUCUGUGCCAUGUACAUGUUCUAUGCGCUCGCCAUUGUGUGUGAUGACUUCUUCGUCCCCUCCUUGGAAAAGAUCUGUGAGCGCCUGCACCUCAGUGAAGAUGUGGCUGGGGCCACGUUCAUGGCAGCGGGCAGUUCGGCCCCAGAGCUGUUCACAUCUGUCAUAGGAGUCUUUAUCACCAAGGGCGACGUGGGAGUUGGCACCAUCGUGGGUUCAGCGGUGUUCAAUAUCCUGUGCAUCAUCGGAGUCUGCGGGCUCUUCGCUGGGCAGGUUGUGGCUCUAUCCUCCUGGUGCCUGCUGAGGGAUUCGAUUUACUACACGCUGUCUGUGGUCGCACUCAUCGUGUUCAUUUAUGAUGAGCAAGUUUCUUGGUGGGAGUCUUUAGUCCUUGUGCUGAUGUAUCUUAUCUACAUUGUCAUCAUGAAAUAUAAUGCUUGCAUACAUCAGUGCUUUGAAAGGAGGACAAAAGGUGCUGGAAACAUGGUUAACGGCUUGGCCAACAAUGCUGAAAUUGAUGACAGCAGCAACUGUGACGCAACUGUGGUGCUACUCAAGAAAGCCAAUUUCCACCGCAAAGCGUCAGUGAUCAUGGUAGAUGAGCUGCUGUCGGCCUACCCACACCAGCUUUCUUUCUCUGAGGCUGGCCUCCGAAUCAUGAUCACCAGCCACUUUCCCCCCAAGACCCGACUCUCCAUGGCCAGUCGCAUGUUGAUCAAUGAGAGACAAAGACUGAUAAAUAGCAGGGCUUAUGCCAAUGGAGAAUCUGAGGUGGCCAUCAAAAUCCCAAUUAAACACACCGUGGAGAAUGGGACAGGGCCCAGCAGUGCCCCAGACAGGGGCGUGAACGGGACUCGGAGGGAUGAUGUUGUUGCCGACGUUGGCAACGAGACAGAAAAUGAGAAUGAGGACAAUGAGAACAACGAGAAUGAUGAGGAAGAGGAGGAUGAGGAGGAGGACGAAGGACCAUACACACCAUUCGACCCCCCCUCUGGCAAACUGGAAACAGUGAAAUGGGCAUUCACCUGGCCCCUGAGUUUUGUUUUAUACUUCACUGUACCCAACUGCAACAAGCCCCGCUGGGAAAAGUGGUUCAUGGUGACAUUUGCUUCCUCCACGCUAUGGAUCGCAGCAUUUUCCUACAUGAUGGUAUGGAUGGUCACGAUCGUUGGUUACACGCUGGGGAUUCCUGAUGUCAUCAUGGGGAUCACCUUCCUGGCAGCCGGGACCAGCGUGCCAGACUGCAUGGCCAGCCUCAUUGUGGCCAGACAAGGCAUGGGGGACAUGGCUGUGUCCAACUCCAUUGGGAGCAAUGUGUUUGACAUCCUUAUCGGUCUUGGUCUACCCUGGGCCCUGCAGACCCUGGCUGUGGAUUAUGGAUCCUACAUUCGGCUGAACAGCAGGGGACUGAUCUACUCCGUGGGCCUGCUCCUGGCCUCUGUCUUUGUCACGGUGUUUGGCGUUCACCUGAACAAGUGGCAGCUGGACAAGAAGCUCGGGUGCGGGUGCCUUUUCCUAUACGGCGUGUUCCUGUGCUUCUCCAUCAUGACAGAGUUCAAUGUGUUCACCUUCGUGAACUUGCCCAUGUGUGGGGAGCACUGAUCUACUGGGCAGCCUGCCCAGGCUCAGUUCCUUCUUCUCUGUGCAAUACAAGACCCGGCCACACUUCGAGUCACUCGGGACCCCAAGGCCGGGCGUCCUGUCUGUCUCUCCCACGCUGUUCACAGGCCUCCGCUCCUGCCUCGGUGGCCCAGGCCCUCCCUGCCCCUUCCCUCGCUCCUCCUCCUCCUUGGGUCCUACCUGCCACCCAGCCCUUCUUGCUGCCCCCUUCCUGCCUCCUCCUUAUGAAGACUUUGAACAUCCGCGUGAAUUUUCAAGCUCCAUUUGGAACAGUGACUGAGAUUCUAGAAAAACUGGCUGCUAACUGGCCCAAGCCAGGCAAAACUUAUUAUAAUCCCUCCUCCUUUUUUAAGUUAUUGGAUGGAAGACUCAUCUAAUUUAUGACCUGAGACUGUCGAAGAGAUAGCAAAGAGAGGGUACAUUGAUGAUAUAAGGAGUGUUUGCGAUUUUGUUAUGUUUUGAGGUGAUUCCUAGGUUUCUGGGUUUGGGGAGUUGUUUCACUUUGGGUGUUCCCCUUUUUACUCCUUUUCUUCUGGAGAUCGAGAGCUUCUCUUGCAACUUCUUUCACUGGGCUCUGGUUAGUCGAUGAUCCACAGGUUGUCCUUGCCGUGUCUUGGGAUCAAAUCCCAGGCACAUUGGAGCAUACAUGGAUCUAGUGCUUACCACCAGGUACAGAUGCAUGGCAUUUUAUACCUAAGGAUGCCCCCCACCACAGUCCUAUAGGCUUUACCUAGGGUGUGUAAGGUUUUCUGAGGAAGAAGACAGCUUCCUACACGUCCAUUGUGACCUUCACUUUCUCACUAGGUUCUUUCUAGUUUCUCAAGCAAUAGUUCUAGCCUUCCUGAAGCCUUUGACGAGGGGCCCUGGUUAAACAUCUAUCCAUGAGGUGGCCGCAGUCAGCGGCAGAAGUUUCCCAACCUGUGAGUCCCUGAGAUGUGCUCUCAUUGCUUGACACUUGGGGUGACAGGGAGUGACCCAGAGGCCGCCACUGCUUUUCAUGCAGGAGUUACAGACACUGGUUUCUUGGAAAAUGGAAAGAAGCGCACUUUGCACAGACAUCGUCAAUAAAGUCCCAAUUUGCCACUCGGUAUUGUGUACACUGGACCCUGACAGCUGGCUCUUGGGCCUUCCUCCAGGUCGCAGAGACCAAGCUGUCCCAGCUCCACCCAUUCCCUCUUGGAGGGAUAAGCAAGAGAAGGAGAAAACGGAACUGACACCUUUGAAACCACAGAAUGUGUUAAAUUGCAGACUUGAUCAAGGGCAUAAAUUAUUGUGAACGUUGUUGCCAAUCACUGCUCAACAGCCCUGCUAGAUUUUGUAUGAUGCUGAAUUAUUAUGCAGACUAAUUCCACCAGUUGAGACCCACCAUGCUUGUUACACUUGUAUUUAUUGAAACUGUGGAUUCUUGCCCGUGCUCCCCUUGUAUUUACUUUAAGCACUGAUCACUUAUAAUUCGUUCGGUAUGGUUUUCCCUGCCCCUUGUACACAUUCUGGUAUGAAUUAUAAAAAUAACCUGAUACAAAUUGGUUGAAUAUUUCUGUUGAGGGUGUGAAACGAGGCCAGCAUCAGCCAGUGAGGCACCUGCCUGAUGGAGGACCAGGAGAGGUAAUCACCAAUUUGGGCUCUCAGAGCUAAGAUACACUUACUGAUUCUGUUGCACAUUUUGCACUGGUUUAUGGCGAUUGUUUUCUUGGACAGAUAGUGUAAAAUAAACUUCUCUGUUCUGUAUCCUC
Molecule: messenger RNA, 4614 nt
Organism: Hipposideros armiger (great roundleaf bat)
Lineage: Eukaryota; Metazoa; Chordata; Mammalia; Chiroptera; Hipposideridae
Gene: SLC24A3
Product: solute carrier family 24 member 3
Exons: 17
Coding region: 626-2863 (745 amino acids)
Biological process (GO): intracellular calcium ion homeostasis; calcium ion transmembrane transport
Cellular component (GO): plasma membrane
Molecular function (GO): calcium channel activity; calcium, potassium:sodium antiporter activity
Source: RefSeq, a predicted model, not a curated record